Messenger RNA from Cyprinus carpio (common carp), 1396 nucleotides. RefSeq names its product fetuin-B. Lineage: Eukaryota; Metazoa; Chordata; Actinopteri; Cypriniformes; Cyprinidae. Gene Ontology annotation, biological process: negative regulation of endopeptidase activity. Gene Ontology annotation, molecular function: cysteine-type endopeptidase inhibitor activity. Gene Ontology annotation, cellular component: extracellular region. The record is from RefSeq and is a predicted model, not a curated record.
GUAGAAGGCGGUAAUGCACUUCGUGUGCAAACUGCCAACAAAAUCCACGGAAGAAGAAGGUUUACACGGGACGCUGUACGGGAGUACACUGUUUGUAAACUUGGAUAUACUUCCAGCUGUAGAUUUGAAGCUUUCGGCUCUCUAGCAGAAGUGUCCCAGAAACACAGAGAUGAGGACGCAGUCUUUGCUCUUGGUGUUGCUGGUGUGUGUGUUGUGGCAGCACGGCAGCACCUCCCUCGUGACCGCUGAAUGCCAAGACGCCGCUGUGGUGAAGGCCGCCGAGGAGACACUGGAGCAGAUCAACGCAGACAGACAGGAGGGCUAUGUCCUCUCACUCAACCGACUUUAUGACGUCAAACAGGACAUAAAUGCAGAAGGCGUGAAGCAUUUGCACCUGACCAUAGAUGUCCUGGAAACAGAAUGUCAUGUGAUCAGCCGGAGAAACUGGAAAUCCUGUGCUGUUAAGGGGAUCGGCAGUCUUCCGGUGUUCGGGACGUGUGAUGCAUCGGUUUCCCUUCAGAGCUCCAUCAAAGUUGAGAGCUACAACUGCACUCUUCAACAAGUGGCAGCUCAAGCUAUAGUAAACACGUGCCCCGACUGUCCAACUGCAGAACGCUUAGACGAUCCAGUUAUAUCUGAGACCACAAGGCUGGCCCUGCAGAAAUAUAACAAAGACAGCACUUCUCCACAUCUCUUUGCUCUUCUGAAUAUAACAGCAGCCAGCAUGCAGUGGGUUGUGGGUCCGUCUUAUUUUGUGGAGUUCACCAUUCAAGAGACUGAGUGCAAGAAAAGCACCGCUGAUGUCGAGCUCACGCAGUGCAAGCUGAAGGACUCCGAGUCAGCACAAAAGGGCUUUUGCACUGGUUCACACAUCAAUGCUGAUGACGGGAUGGAGAUGAAGGUUCCUGUUGAGGUCAAAUGUCAAAUCUUUCAACCGAUGGCUGCUCAACAAGAAGCUUUUGGAUCAGUACAUGUUCUCUCUCCUCCACCCACGCAACCUGCCCCCAGAGUCCAGCCCACGGCCAGCAGCUGCCCCGGGGAGAGACGACACAAGCUCGGACUGACCGAGCUGGAUCUCUGACUGAAAGCACAUCCGGUCUAAACGAGCACUGGAGAUGUUCACAUUCCCCAAAAGACAAAUGUGCUUUUCAUUUUCAUAUUUACAGUUUUCUAGCAUAUAGUUUGACGCUUAUGCACAGUAACACAAUACAUUUGUGUUAGGGUAAUGACAAAUAAUAUCUUUAAUCAACACGAUUAUUUGAAGUAGCCUAGCGUGAAUUAAAUAUUUUGGUUUGGCAAGCAAUAAUCAAUUGAGAAAAAGAGGGCAAUUAUGUCAGUUAACCACAUUCUGAGCAUAUGGUGCCAAUGUACACAUUAAAAUUAAGUAAAUUUAAAA